AUGGCAUAAUAAAUAAUCUAUUUUAGAGAUCUAGAAAAUUUUUUAAGCUCUUCUGUUUAAUCUCAUACAGCUCUUUAUAUUGAACUAUAAUAGAGAUAGAUUGAUAAUGAAAUUGUAUCAGGCUUAGGUUCUGCUUUAGCAAACUGUACUAAUCUCUCAAAUUUGACACUUUGUCUUAGUUCGAAUAAAAUUGGUGAUAAAGGUACAUCAGGCUUAGGUUCUGCUUUAGAAAAAUUCACUAAUCUCUAAAAUUUAAUACUAUUACUUGAUUGGAAUUAAAUUGGUGAUGAAGGUGCAUCUGGCUUAGGUAUUGCUUUAGAUAAAUGCACUAAUCUCUCAAAUUUGGAACUUAAUCUUUGUAACAAUAAAAUUGGUUUAAUUGGUGCAUCAGGCUUAUGUUUUGCUUUAGCAAAAUGCAAAAAUCUCUCAAAUUUGACAAUUAAUAUUAGUAGAAAUAUAAUUGGUCAUGAAGGUGCAUCAAGCUUAGGAUUUGUUUUAGUAAACUGCAAUAAUCUCUCAAAUUUUAGACUUAAUCUUCGUUAAAAUUAAAUCCGUGAUGUAGGUACAUUAGGUUUAAGUUCUAUUUUAGUAAAAUGCAUAAAUCUCUCAAAUUUAACACUUGAUUUUAGUAAUAAUUAAAUAGAUGAUUAAGGUGUAUCAUCUUUAAGUUGUGCUUUAGAAAAUUGCACUAAUCUCUCAAAUUUAACACUCAAACUUGAAAACAAUCAAAUUGGUGAAAUUGGUUCAUCAAGCUUAGGUUCUUCUUUAGCUAAAUGCACUAAUAUCUCAAUUUUGUCACUUGUUCUUUAUUAAAAUAAAAUUGGUGAAAUUGGCAUAUCAAGAUUAAGUUUUAGUUUAUCAAGCUGCAUUAAUCUCUUUAAUUUUAAUCUAUGUCUUGAUUACGAUUAAAUUGGUACGAUUGGUGUAUCAGAAUUAGGUUCUAAUUUAGUAAAGUGUACUAAUCUCUCAAAUUUGGCACUUUCACUUUAUUAGAAUUAAAUUGAUGAUGAAGGUGCCUUAGGCUUAGGUUGUGCUUUAGAAAAGUGCUCUAAUCUCUCAAAUUUGACACUUAAUCUUUCUAAAAAUAAAAUUGGUUUAAUUGGUGCAUCAGGCUUAUGUUUUUCUUUAGCAAAGUGCACUAACCUUUCAUAUCUCACUCUUUAUCUUUGUUGUAAUUAAAUCGGUGAUGAAGGUUUAUCAUGUUUAAGUUUUAUUUUAGCAAAAUGCACUAAUCUCAUAAAUUUAAUAGUUACUCUUAGAGAUAAUUAAAUUAGCUCUAUAAAUUAAUCAUACUUAGAUUAAACUUUAUAAAACUGCACUAAUCUUUCAAAUUUGACACUUGAUAUUUGUAAAAAUAAAAUUAAUAAUGAAGGAGCAUCAGGCUUAGGUUUUGCUUUAAUAAAAUGCACUAACCUCUCAAAUUUAAAGCUUAGUCUUAAAGAAAAUAUAAUUGAUAAUGAAGGUGCAACAGGCUUAUACUUUGCUUUGACAAAGUGCGCUAAUCUCUCAAAUUUGACUCUUGAUCUUAAUGAAAAUUAAAUUAGUGCAAUUAGUUCAUCUUACUUAGGUUCCGCUUUAGAAAAGUGCACUAAUCUCUAAAAUUAGAUACUUAAUUUAAAUCAAAAUAAAUUUGAUGACGAAGGUAUAACAAGUUUAGGUUUUGCAUUAACAAAGUGCACUAAUCUCUCAAAUUUGAGUCUUUAUCUUAGUUAAAAUUAAAUUGGUGCAAUUGGUGCAUCAGGCUUAGUUUCUUCUUUAGCAAAGUGCACUCAUCUCUAAAAUUUGACACUUGAUCUUAGUUAGAAUAAAUUUGGUGAUGAAGCUACAUCAUGCUUAGGUUCUGCUUUAGCAAACUACACUAAUCUUUCAAAUUUAGAGCUUUCACUUACUUGGAAUUUAAUUGGCAAUGAAGGUCUGUUAAGCUUAGGUUCUGCUUUAGAAAGCUGCACUAAUCUCUCAAAUUUGAUACUUGAAUUUAGUGGAAAUCACUUUGAUUAUAAAGGUGCAUCAGGCUUAGGCGUUUCUUUAUCAAAGUGCACUAAUCUCUCAAAUUUGACACUUGAUAUUUGUCAAAACGAAUUAGAUAUAUCAUAAAGAUUCAAAGUAAAGAGCAAGUGUCUUAAAUCAAAAAGAUUAGUUAUUUAUGAUACAUUUGGAGAUAUUUGA
Messenger RNA from Tetrahymena thermophila SB210, 2166 nucleotides. RefSeq names its product kinase domain protein. Gene Ontology annotation, molecular function: small GTPase binding; GTPase activator activity. Gene Ontology annotation, cellular component: perinuclear region of cytoplasm; nucleus; cytosol. The transcript is spliced from 25 exons. Gene Ontology annotation, biological process: activation of GTPase activity; nucleocytoplasmic transport. Lineage: Eukaryota; Ciliophora; Oligohymenophorea; Hymenostomatida; Tetrahymenidae. The record is from RefSeq and is a predicted model, not a curated record.